CCAUAGUUAGUGUGAUUAUUGGAGAGAGAAUAAGAAAAAACCCAACUCAACUCAAACCCAUCUCCCCCUCCUCGAUUAGCUUCUCUUUCUAAGAAGCCAUGUCCCAUACCAAGUAGUGUUUUUGAGAGAGAAAGAUUACAGAAGGAAGGAAGAGGAGAAAGCUGAGCAGAAAAUUACAACAGAAGGAAAGAGAAAGGGGUCCUUAUUAUCUUGUUAGCUCAGAGAAACUCAGUCAUCUCUCCCUCUCAACCCCAACUUUAUUUUUCCCAAAAAAAAGCCAAAGUAACAGUAGUAGUAGCAGCAGCAGCAGCAGCAACAGCAACAGAACCAAGAGAUGCAGAAACUACUGCCACCCCAACAAACUUAGAUCUCUUCCCUUUUUUCCUCUCUAGAACAAAUCCUUCUGCUACCAUUUGACCCCACAAAGUUAUAAUCUUCAAGAUUUUGCUCUCUCCAUCUUCUGCUGCUACUGUCACCAACAAUUGUGGCUACCACAAGAAGGCAACUGACAUCGGAUUCGGGAGCCUUUGCAGACUGGGCGGCGACCUCCUCCUCCACGGCAAUCCGGGCUGGCCCUGAUGACCUCUCUCUUGGAUUCAAUGCUGGUCCUGCCUCUGCCCCCACCGGACCCUCCUCCGCCCCCUGGCCUCCUUCCGCCAGACCCAUCAACUAUGGUCUCGCCCCCGAGAUGGGCAUGGUGGGUCUUCGCGACGUCUUUGUGGUAGCUCCGGCUUCGUCUUUUAAUCACCACCAUCACCAUCAGCACGAACACAUCAUGUCCAACGAUCAAAUCGGCGGUCCAAAUGCUGCUACCGCGCUGGGCGUCGGUGUAGGCGUUGGUGUCAUCCCUCUUCUUACCGCGGCGCCGUGCCUUCCUCCACAAAAUAUGGAGGAUUCGGAUUUGUUGAAUAACAGUAGAAACAAACUGAGUGGGAUGCAGUUGUGGCAGAGUCAGAAUUCGUCUCAUUAUUUGAAGAAGCCAACUUCCGUCCCCGACAACACCACUCCUUCCAUGAAUUUGGUACACAGUGGUGGUAGCGGUAGUGGCGGGAUGGGCAGCGGCGGCUCGGGUUCCAGUUCGGGAGCGACGUGUCAAGACUGCGGUAACCAGGCCAAAAAAGAUUGCAGCCACAGAAGGUGCAGAACUUGCUGCAAGAGUCGCGGUUUCGAUUGCGCUACUCACGUUAAGAGCACGUGGGUACCGGCGGCCAGGAGGAGGGAGCGUCAGUUAAUGGCGGUUGGAGCUGGUGGGCCGGGUGCCUUGUCUUCUGGAUCGACCUCCGGUGUCAAGAAACCUAGACUCAUAACCUCGCAGACCACAACAUCUCACACCUCCACUUCUAACACAACUCCACCGAGAAGCUUCGACACUAGCUCGAGUCACCAAGAUGCAGGUUUUAAGGAUGGGUUGCCGGGGCAAAUACGUGCACCGGCAGUAUUCAAGUGUGUCCGUGUCACAGCACUGGAGGAUGGUGAGGAUGAGUACGCAUACCAAGCAGUUGUUAGGAUUGGCGGUCAUGUGUUCAAAGGCAUCCUACAUGACCAAGGAGUCGAAGCUAGAGAGGGGUUUCCUAAUCUAUCUGAAUUGCAUUUAGGUGGUGGUAGUCAUGGUGGUGGAGGUGGUAAUGGUAGAAAUGGGGGCUCGGCAUCGUCCCCAGUUCUUGAUCCAUCUGAAGUUUAUGCAGCCGCUGGUGGUGGCUUACUUGGCGGUUCAACUUAUGGUAAUCCAAUAAACUGAGCUUAUCUUUCCAAGUUUAAGGUAGUGAGAGGAACAACUUGGGAAGAUGAAUUGCAAUCUAAUUCAUAUUCUGCCUGCUAAUUAUGCGUAGAGCUGUGGUAAAUUCUUCUUCUUUUUCUUUUCUCUUUUUUUUUUUUUUAAUUAAAUGAAGCUUUUUCAUAAUU
Rubroshorea leprosula is the source of this 1902-nucleotide messenger RNA. NCBI's taxonomy places the organism in Eukaryota, Viridiplantae, Streptophyta, Magnoliopsida, Malvales, Dipterocarpaceae. The record is from the annotation of a GenBank genome assembly.